This is a messenger RNA of Branchiostoma belcheri (Belcher's lancelet), 1305 nucleotides long. RefSeq names its product neuropeptide FF receptor 2-like. The transcript has 5 exons. Lineage: Eukaryota; Metazoa; Chordata; Leptocardii; Amphioxiformes; Branchiostomatidae. Gene Ontology annotation, biological process: G protein-coupled receptor signaling pathway. Gene Ontology annotation, molecular function: peptide binding; neuropeptide receptor activity. The coding region runs from base 175 to 1305 and encodes 376 amino acids. Gene Ontology annotation, cellular component: membrane. The record is from RefSeq and is a predicted model, not a curated record.
GCUCCUCUGGGCCCCAUCCCGCAGUACAUGUGUGGGUUAAUCCCGGGAACAAAAUAGGUAUUCCUGGAAGUAACGGCAGACUUUUAUGGCAAUACGAGGUGCGUACACAAUCAGAGAUAUCAUCACUGAUCAACUGACACACCGGUGACUGGAAAGUUGGACAUUUGGUCAACAAUGGCGAACGAAACGACCGCCUCCUACGAUGGCCAGGACUUUCUGAACGGCAGCGCUAACGGCACGACUGCGGACGGUGUGUUCACACUGCACCGGUACAAACACGGGGCCGGUAUCACCGGCCUCAUCAUCAUGGCCUACGCCCUGGUGUUCCUGCUGUGCGUCGUUGGAAACGUCAUCGUCUGUGGCGUGGUCAUCAAAACCCCCAGGCUCAGAACUGUGACUAACUACUUCAUCUUGAACCUGGCCGUGAGUGACCUGUUGGUGGCCAUUUUCUGCAUGCCGUUCACUCUAGUGGAGCAUAUUCUGACUGACUACCAGUUCGGGGACGUCAUGUGUCGAGUGAACCCGAUGAUCCAGGGCAUUUCUGUGGCGGCAUCAGUCUACACGAUGACUGCGAUUGCCUAUGACAGAUACAAGGCGAUCGUCUUUCCCACUGAACCGCGGAUGAGUCUGACGAAAAUGAGGUACGCGCUGGCAGGCAUCUGGAUUAGUGCCGUGGCUGUGAUGGUUCCUCAAGUCUUUGUCCUACAAGUCGAGACGUUCUAUCCAACCAAGACCGUCUCUGUCAACGCUUGUAUCGAAACAUGGCCAGAUAUUGUUUACAAGAAAACAUACACGUUCAUGCUUUUCUCUCUCGUGUAUGUUGGUCCUCUCGCAGUCAUUUCUUUCUUCUACUGCCGCAUCAUGUGCAAGCUGGCAAUGACACCAUCGUCCGCUGUGGACGAUCCUCAGCACGCUUCACAAUUUGCAGUUUCGAAAAAGAGGGUCAGGGUUCUGAAAAUGUUGAUCACGGUUGUUGUGCUAUUUGCAUUGUGCUGGUUACCGCUGUACACGUGCUGGAUGCUUGUAGACUUUGCCAGGCUCUCAAAACAACAGAUGGCUGUGAUACAUCGGUAUGUCUACCCCGUUGCUCAUUGGUUGGGCUACUCCAACAGCUGCGCCAAUCCUAUUGUAUAUGGAUUCUUUAAUACAAAUAUUCGGAACAACCUUGAGUCUAUGUCCAUCAAAAGACGUCUUGAGAAUGCGAAAUUACAAAUGCCCAAACGCAAUGUUCAGCGUGCUGAAGACCAGGAUGAUGUUAAGGAGACCAUAAAAAUGACGCCUCUGGCAAAGUCAGACAGAAAAUAA